This is a messenger RNA of Phragmites australis (common reed), 1623 nucleotides long. RefSeq lists its product as uncharacterized. The transcript has a single exon. Gene Ontology annotation, biological process: telomere maintenance; DNA repair. The coding region runs from base 1 to 1623 and encodes 540 amino acids. The record is from RefSeq and is a predicted model, not a curated record. NCBI's taxonomy places the organism in Eukaryota, Viridiplantae, Streptophyta, Magnoliopsida, Poales, Poaceae. Gene Ontology annotation, molecular function: DNA helicase activity.
AUGGGCGAAGAUGCUCCAUACUAUGCUAAUUAUGCUGUAGUAACUUCCUCUAAACUAUCUCUUGCACCGUAUAUUAGAUCAUAUGUUCUAACUGAAAUAGAAAAGUUUCUUACAAAUGCUGGCCACUGUCUAUCACAUUUCCAUUUACCCCAGCCUUCUAUAGACAUCACAUCUAGCUUUGGCAAUAGGCUUAUAAUGGAUGAGCUUGCAUAUGAUGUGGAAACAAUAUUAGCUGAUGCAAGUGAGCAGCUCAGUAGGCUGAAUCUGAACCAGAAAUCUAUAUAUGAUGCAAUUCUCAACUCAGUGAAUAUUAUUGUUGGUAAGACAUUCUUCAUAUAUGGCUAUGGUGGCACGGGGAAAACAUUUCUUUGGAACACCCUUCUUAACAAUAUCAGAGCUCAAGGAAAAAUUGCUUUGGCUGUCACCUCUUCAGGUAUAGCAGCACUUUUAUUGCCAGGUGAUCGUACAUCACACUCCCGCUUCAAGAUACCCUUGGAUAUACAUGAGCAUUCAGUUUGUAGUAUUAAGAAAAACACUCACCUUUCAGAAUUGAUACAACAGUCAUCCUUAAUCAUAUGGGAUGAAGCUCCAGUAAAUCAUAAGCAUUGCUUCGAGGCCCUUGAUCGAACACUAAGAGAUAUUCAAGCAUCAAAUGAUCCAACGCUUGGUAAGAAACAAUUCAGAGGUAUCACAGUUGUUCUUGAAGGUGACUUUAGGCAAAUGCUUCCAGCAAUACCCAAUGCAAGGAAGAAUGAGAUAUUAAGUUCAUCAAUCACACGCUCCUAUUUGUGGCAUCAAUGCAAUGUAAUGUAUCUUACAGAGAAUAUGAGACUUCAAUCACCUACAUUAUCUGAUGUAGAAAGGGAACAUCUUCAAGCAUUUGCUAAAUGGUUACUAUCUGUUAGCGAUGGAACAGUAGCUGAUAGUUCUCCCACUGAUCAAAGUGAUACUACAUGGAUUAAAAUCCCAGAAUAUUUACUCUUACCACCUGAAUCAAGAAGCCUAAUGGGAUUAAUUUCUUAUGUCUACAAUGCCCUGGACAUACUAGAUCCAACUUCUUACUUCUGUGAACGAGCAAUCUUAGCUCCAACAAAUGAAAUUGCUGCUUCCAUUAACUCUCAGAUGAUUUUGCAUCUAGCAACGGUAGAGAUGUCAUAUUAUAGCUCAGAUUCUAUUGACGACAAUACAAGUAACCAUGCUGCACUUGAAGCCCUUUAUCCUAUAGAAUUUCUCAACACUGUGCAGAUUGCUGGACUCCCGGAACACCACUUGCAACUAAAGAUAGGAGUUCCCAUAAUGCUGCUACGUAAUCUCAACCCAUCUAAAGGUUUGUGCAAUGGCACAAGGCUUAUAGUUACUCAGCUAACUCACCAUAUCAUUGAAGGGGAAAUAAUUACAGGAAAAGCUAAAGGAUCUAAGGCAUACAUAUCGAGAAUAGUAUGUACUUCAGUUGAUAAGAAAUUGCCUUUUAGGAUAAAACGAAGGCAAUUUCCAGUCCGAGUUUCAUAUGUCAUGACCAUAAACAAGAGCCAGGGUCAAACGCUUAGAAGAGUUGGUGUAUAUAUUCCUAGUCCAGUCUUCACACAUGGACAGCCCUACGUUGCCUUCUCACGUAUGACAUAA